AUGACAAUUCACUGUCCAAUGUGUCAAUCAGAAACAUCACGAAUUGAGGAACAUCUUGAUGAGUGUCAUUCAAAUUUGAAAUGUGAAUAUUGUGAUGAAGAAUUCAACUCAGUUGACAACAUCAAUGAACAUAAAGUCUCUGGAUGUCAAAAUUUGAUGGUUGAUUGUAUAUUCAAAGAUUAUGGUUGUAAUGAGCCAAUUACUCUUAACAAAAUGAAAGAGCAUUAUUUAACUGAACAACAUCAAUAUGUCACUGUCAUAGUUGUUCGUGAAAUUUUAUCACAGUUAAACGAUAUACAAGCACAUAAAGAUCUUUUUCGAGCAACAGUUGCAGGAGAUUCUAAUCCAAUCACAACUCACUUACAAGGGCUUUAUGAAAUGCUUAGUAUUUUUUCAGGUGGCAUUGAAACAUUGAACAAUGACUUACAACGUCUAAGUAAUGAAUCAUUUGGAAUUCAAAACGCGCUUCCAACAUUGACAAAAGAAUUAUCAAAACUUAAAUUAUCGGUUGAAACCUCAAAUGUUUUUCUGGACGAGAUUGAACAAAAUCAAAGCAUUCUCAAUCGAGUUUUUGCAUCACUACAGGAAAUAAUCAAUGAAUCGCAAAAUGUUUCAUAUGAUGGAGCAUUGGUAUGGAAAAUCACAAGUUUUCAAGAGAAAAUGAAAAAUGCACAGUCUGAAAGACAAACAUCAAUUUAUUCGCCUCCAUUUUUUUCAUCUCCAACAGGUUAUAAAAUGAGAGCUCGUUUGUAUUUAAAUGGUGAUGGAAAUGCUCGUGGUACACAUAUGUCUAUUUUUUUUGAGCUCAUGCAAAGUUUAAACGAUGCUAAUCUCAAAUUUCCAUUCAAUUAUAAAGUUACCUUUUGUUUGUACGAUCAAACGUCUGCAAAACGACAUAUUAUCCAUUCAUUUCUACCAUAUAUUAGAUCAAGUAGUUUUCAAGGAUCUGAAUUGGACAUGAACAUAAACAGAGGUAUACCAGAAUUUUUUUCAUUAAAAAUAAUUCAACAGGAUGGAAAUCAUUAUGUACAAGACGACACAAUGUUCAUCAAAAUUAUGGUUGAUUUUGUAAAUACACCCGAUGGAUUGAUGCCGUACGCUUUCAGUCUCAAUCCUGCUCUACCAACUCAUAUUCAACAAAUGAUGAUCAAGCAAGAAGAAGACCGAAGAGCUCAACAGCAGUCUAAUGAAUAA
Rotaria sp. Silwood1 is the source of this 1194-nucleotide messenger RNA. Lineage: Eukaryota; Metazoa; Rotifera; Eurotatoria; Philodinida; Philodinidae. The record is from the annotation of a GenBank genome assembly.